This is a messenger RNA of Temnothorax curvispinosus, 3099 nucleotides long. RefSeq lists its product as uncharacterized. The record is from RefSeq and is a predicted model, not a curated record. Bases 1 to 3099 code for a protein of 1032 amino acids. The transcript has 5 exons. NCBI's taxonomy places the organism in Eukaryota, Metazoa, Arthropoda, Insecta, Hymenoptera, Formicidae.
AUGGCGCUCAUUGGAUCCAUAGAAGCCUUCAAUCCAAGGGAGACAGAUAUCACCUCGUAUAUGGAACGAAUUGAAAUGUUAUUCGCUUGCAAUGAAGUAACAAGCAAUAAAAAGGUGUCUCUAUUACUAACAUUAAUAGGAGGAGAGGCGUAUGGAGUAUUAAAAGAUUUAUUGGCGCCAACUUUACCGAGUACAUUAACGUUCGAACGUCUUAGCUCAGAACUAGAGAGCCAUUAUAGUCCUAAAAGGUUAGUUAUUGCAGAACGUUAUAAAUUUUACUCAGCUAUGCAAGAAACUAACGAGGAUGUUAAAGUUUAUGUAGCUCGUUUAAAGAAUCUAGCCAAACACUGCGCUUUUGGUACAUUUCUAAACGAAGCUUUACGAGACAAAUUAGUAUGCGGUAUUCGUUCCGAGAUUGUGCAGCGAAAACUAUUGACAGAAGAUAACCUAACUUUUGAACGAGCGUUCCAAAUUGCCACAAGUGUAGAGAUGGCAGAAGGACAAAUUAAAGCCAUGGGUACCGAGGCGGCAGCUGUCAAUAAAGUAAGCACCGCCAAAUUUAACAAAGGCAGGAAGUUCAGUCGACCAGCGUGGCAAAAUAAAGCUACGUCCAGUCAAGAUGUCAGUCAAACCAGUAAAGCCGGUCAACCUACGAACAGUACAGGCAAAUCAAGAUGUGGAAGGUGUCUCAAAAUUCACUGGGAUAACAAUAAGUGUCCAGCUAUCAACUGGAAAUGUUACUCAUGUAAUCAAACUGGACAUACAGCAAAAUCAAAAUGGUGCAAGAAUAGAAUCAAUGAAGUAACAUCGGAGGAAACCAGUCAAGAGGAACCAAACGCGGCUGGAAAUGAUUCCUCGACGGUAGGAUGGUUAAAGGAAUCUGAGGAUACAUACUUUUUAAACACUUUAAGACAGUCCAAAAGAAAUGAAACAUUAUAUACUCAAAUACCAGUGGAAGGUAAAACUAUUGUAAUGGAAGUCGAUUCGGGUGCAUGUAAGUCUGUAAUGCAUAUAAAUGAUUAUAAAAAAUUAUUUCCUAGUAUAAGAGUAGAAUCAGUUACUUUUAAGUUGAGAGUAGUCACAGGUGAAAAAGUUAAUGUCAUAGGUCAAAUAACUGUUUCUGUAGAGUAUCAAAAGAAAAUAUUUACCUUACCGCUAGUUGUUAUAGAUAGUAAAACUAAAUUUACACCAUUACUUGGUAGAAACUGGCUGGAUAUUCUCAACCCACAAUGGAGACAGAUUUUAGAUACUGACAUGUUAGUUGAACAUACUAACUUAAAUAAAGUCUUUACACAUGAAUCAGAAACUGUAAAAAUAAUGAUGAUUGAACUUAAAAAUAGAUUUCGGAAGGUUUUCGAAGAAGAACCAGAGGCGGUCAUUAAACAUUUUAAGGCGGAAAUUAAACUUAAAGACGAUGCUAAACCUAUAUUUCAUAGAGCAUAUAGUAUGCCAUAUGCGUUAAAAUUAAAAGUAGAAGAUGAAGUAGCAAAGAUGGUGCAAUCGGGAAUCGUAACAAAAGUUGCGCAUAGACAUCGGAUUGACUCAAAAGGAGUUCAUCCAUUAGAUGAUAAAGUGAAAAGUAUUCACAAGGCUCCGUCACCCCAAAACAUUACUCAAUUAAAAUCAUAUCUAGGGUUAUUGAACUAUUACGGAAAGUUCAUUCCUAUGCUUUCAGCCAAACUUAGAUUAUUAUACGAUCUUUGUAAAUCGGGAGUAGAAUUUCAAUGGUCGGAUAAACACGAACAAAUCUUCCAAUUCAGUAAAAAGUUACUUACGUCUGACUCAGUUCUUGUACAUUUCAAUCCUAAUUUACCUGUAUAUAUAACAUGCGACGCUAGCAGUUAUGGGGUGGGGGCGGUCUUGAGUCACGAAGUUGAUCAUCGUCCGUUACAAUUUAUUUUUGGUAGAAAUAAAGGUAUUCCAGUGACAGCAGCUGCGCGUAUUACUCGUUGGGCUUUAGCACUAUCAGCGUACGAGUAUGAGAUUGAAUAUAAACCAAGUAAAAUGGUAGCAAAUGCAGAUGGCCUAUCUAGACUACCACUGUCGACGGAAACGGAAAUAGCAGGAUUUUUAUACUCAUUUAAUUUAACUAACGAGUUAUCCCUGAAAGCAGACAAAAUUGCAAAAGCAACUACGAAAGAUACAAUAUUGGCAAAAGUAAUUGAAUUAACAUUGAUAGGAUGGCCAAACGGUGCUAUUGAGCAAGAAUUAAAACCAUAUUUCCAAAAACGUCAUGAACUUUCUGUAGAGGGUAAUUGUUUAUUAAUAGGUACAAAAGUGGUAAUUCCAACAAUGUUAAGAAGUAAAGUCUUGAGUUUAUUUCAUGAACAACAUGUGGGAAUAGUGCGAACUAAAAUGCUCAUGCGGACGUAUUGCUGGUGGCCAGGAAUAGAUGAGGCAAUUGAGAAGUUUAUCACUGCAUGCCAAUGGUAUCACACCGAUCAAAUUACCUCCAUACCACCCGCAAAAGUCACACCAUCUAGUACAACAGGGAUAUCGCCUGCUCAGGGUUUCUUUAAAAUGCGACCGAGAACGAGAUUCGAUCUGAUUAAACCAUCCUGCUACAGACAACAGUCCAAAAAUCAGAGUCAGUUAAAUAAAAAUAAAACACAAUUAUAUACCUUAAAUCAAACGGUAUUUGUUAAGAAUAUCCGGUCAAAACUGUGGCAACGAGGCACAGUUAUACAAGUUCUUAGUUAUUGUACUUAUUUGGUCCAAGUAGAGGAGGGAAUCAAAUUUGUACAUGCUAACGAUAUACGUCCAAAUAAUGCUACACUAAGUACGGCUACAAGUUAUCCGAACAAAUUAUAUGAUACAAAUAAUGCGAGUAUGAGUUCUCCACAUCUAGCUACUACUCCAGUAGGUAACGCUGAAGAGUCAAUUAGACCAGUAGUUGAAACUAUUGUUAAUAACGAAUCAAAUCGUACUGCAAUUACUGAGACAGAUAGCGUGGUGGAUGAGGGGAACUCGAAAAUAGAAUCACCCGUUCAACCAUGUAAGAAGAAGUCAGUGGUCACGCCUAAGAAGGACAGCGCUGAUAACGUAGCGACAACCCGUUCGGGCAGAAUUGUAAAACCACCGUCUAGAUUAAAUUUGUAA